Messenger RNA from Cinara cedri, 1622 nucleotides. Lineage: Eukaryota; Metazoa; Arthropoda; Insecta; Hemiptera; Aphididae. The record is from the annotation of a GenBank genome assembly.
ACGAUUCCAUAAAGUACUAGACCGUGUGAAAGAUUUAAUUAAUACGAUUUUUUUUUUUUUUUUUUCAUAAUCGCUUUCUAUUAACGCUCGUCUAUUUCCCGUUUCGCCAUCACGGCCGGCGAAUUAAAGUUUCACGCUACCGCAGGAAAUCUUCUUCAACGUAAUAUUGUAGAAGGGAAUCUCGAGAAGAGAUACACAUAAAUACCGGUAGGCGGCCCACGGAAAUCAUCAGUCGGCGUCCGAAACAGUACCAGCCAACAGUUUUGCAGUUUGUAUUCGACGAAAGUUCAAGAAAUAAAAACCAAACAAGAAUUCCACAAUGAAUUCCAAGGUGAGUCGAAACCGUUUUUAUCUCAAUACUCGUCAAUCGGAUAACUUGACCGUUGCGAGGCCGUGGAACCCGCGUUGAAUUCGCGUCGAAUCGGAGUCGCUAUCAAACUCUCAACGCCAAGGACAUUAUCUGUGACGCGCUGUCGGUUUUUCUCUCGGUAUUUUUAAUUUUUUUCUGCGGAUUAUAAGCGUUUUCGAAUCGUGGCGUAUUCACGCGCCCGGAUCUCGUUUAAAAAUUCAAAUGUCGAUAAAAACAAAAAAAACAAAAACCCCGGCAAGUUUCGCGGAUAAUGUACGUUUCAUCGGAUUCGUUAACGGGUCGAUCGUCUUUAGUGUUAAAACUAACCGCGCAAAUUCGUCGGUGCGGAAUGCAAAUGUUUUGCUGUUCCGCUUUUUCAAAUUUUCAGCUGCUGCGCUCGCGAGUAUCGCGUUCUCUAAUUUCUGAAACAUAACACCUUACGCCGAGAACGGUUUAAAGGGUUCAGCGGGCCCCGGCGACAAAAGCACAAAAGCAACACUGCCGGGCAUAAAACUUCGCAUUCGACGCGAUCUUGUCGAUACGCAUUUUAUACGGGCUCUUCGGAUCUUCUAGGGUCCCGGGCCCGCGACCCCUUUAAUCCGAGCUCGCCUGACGCUCGCGCGGUUUUCGUUUCAGACAUUGUACGUUUUCGUCGCCGUCUCCGUGGUUUCCGUGAGUAUGAUCGCGGCCGUGCCCUCGUACGAACAUUAUGCGGCCGAACAGUCCAACGCCGACGGCGGCCAUUACGAAUCGCACGCGCCCAAAUCGUAUCACUUCGAGUACGCGGUAAACGACCCGACCACCGGCGACAUCAAAAACCAAAACGAAGUCAGCGACGGACACGGGUCGGUCAAGGGAACGUACAGCCUGGUGGAACCGGACGGCUCCACCCGGGUGGUCGAGUACACGGCCGACGACGUCCACGGAUUCCAGGCCGAAGUCAAGAAGAUCGAAUCGCAAUACAAACCGUCGUCGUCGGAACAUAAAUUCGAACACAAGGCGCCGUCUUACCCGGCACCGGUAAAGUACACGUUCGCCGCACCCGUCGUCGAAGAACAACACUACGAUCACGAAAAUUAUUAUUCGCACUGAUUUUCGAUGAAAAAAAAUAAAAGAACCCGUGACGAUACGCGAUGCAAGUCGUUUCGUUGUAUUAUACGUAAACGGUUUUACUAUACAGAUGCCUAUUGUUUAAUUUUGUUUUGUUUUUUUUUUAUACUACGCUAUAUGUAUCUAAUCGUGUAAAUAAUAAAUAAUUUCUUAUUGAACGAAA